AGAACGUGACUGAAGACACAAGUUAACUCUUCUCUCUCACAAGAUCUAAGUUUGUCCUAGGUUGUAACAAUGGAUUUACUCACAAUAUCCAAUGGCAGUUUUGCCCUUGACCUUUUCAAGAAGCUGAAUGAGUCUUCUAAAGGAGAAAACAUUUUCUUUUCCCCUUGGAGCAUCUCCACUGGUCUGGCAAUGGUCUACCUGGGUGCAAGGGGUAACACUGCAACCGAGAUGGCUGAGGUUCUUCAUUUUAAAAAAGAGGAGAAGACUGUUGUUUCCCCUCCGUCAUCGAAUCCCUCUCGUGGGAGACCCAGGAAAAGGAAAAUGGAACCUGAACAGAAUGAAACUCGAGAAAUCCAUGUGGGUUUUAAGACACUGUUAUCUGCAAUCAACAAACCUAACAAAAACUAUGAGCUUAAAACUGCCAACAGAUUGUAUGAAGAAAAGACUUUUCCCCUGAUUCAGAGGUACUUACAGCUUGCUAAGAAAUUUUACUGUGCAGAGCCACAAGCAGUUAACUUUAGGACGGCUGCUGAACAAGCCAGAAAAAAGAUCAAUUCCUGGGUCACAAACCAAACUGAGGGGACAAUCCAGGAUCUGCUGCCUACAGGAUCUGUUGACUCACGGACUGCAUUGGUCCUGGUAAAUGCCAUUUAUUUCAAGGGAAAAUGGGAAAAGCAGUUUAUAAAGGAAAACACAUUUGAAAGACCCUUCAGGGUUAGCAAGACCAAGACUAAACCAGUACAGAUGAUGUUUUUGAAAGAUAUGUUUAAAAUACUUUGCAUGGACACAAUGAAACUCAAAAUCAUCGAGCUCCCAUAUAUUAAAAACGAACUCAGCAUGUUCAUCCUCCUACCAGAUGACAUCAGUGAUAGUACUACUGGUCUGGAACUGCUAGAAAGAGAAUUGACCUAUGAGAAGUUAGCUGAAUGGACCAGCCCAGACAGAAUGGCAAAAGUGGAAGUGGAAAUGUAUCUUCCCAGGAUCCAGCUGGAAGAGGGAUAUGACCUCAAAUUGACUCUGAGCAGUAUGGGGAUGCCAGACGCCUUUAGCCCAGGUCAGGCAGAUUUCACGGGACUGUCUGACAAAAAGGAUCUGUUUUUGUCAAAAAUUUUUCACAAGCCUUUUGUUGAGGUCAAUGAAGAAGGUACUGAGGCAGCAGCUGCCACUGGAAUUGUUAUAGCAGAGAGAGCACAUCUAAAGGCUAUAAAAUUUAAGGCAGAUCACCCUUUCCUUUUCUUCAUCAGGCAUAACAAAACCAAGAGCAUCCUCUUCUUUGGAAAAUUUUGCUCCCCCUAGAAGGUAUUACUUUCUGCUAGUAAAAAGCAUCAGAAGUUCGCUCUGCAGCUGGAAAAUAUUUGGCUCUCCAACCAAUGCCUUGAUUGUAAUCUUACUCAUAGCCCUGCUCAGCCACCUUCUUUAGUUCCAACAUGGGCAACCUCAGGAACAACUAUGCCUUAGAGACAACUGCAGAGGAACAAUUCCUGCUGAGCUGCUCUGCUGUUCUGAGGAGAUGCUCAUCUAUCACAGCUUCUGCAGGAGUGCAGUAUACUCUGUCCUUGCAUCAGGCCUACUCUCCUGGCCAGUGUCUGCAGAGCAAAUCAUGGCUGUGUCCCUCUCUACCCACUUGUUUAUAGGGUGGGUAGAAGUUAGAAAUCUUGAGCCAGGUUCUCACUCCCAUGCUUGGAAACAAGAUGUGAUCAGGUCUAAGCCUGGCCUACCAAGUAUCUUAGUAUCAUAAUUGCUGCCAGCAUGCUGAAGGGCCAUUUUACUUCUAACUAUCAUGUAGCACUUAAUUAUUAGCUCUCCUGGUGCCUUUAAAGAAAGGGUAAUUGUUAAUAUAUUAUGACCUGUCUACAAAUGCUAGGCACAGCAUAGCCAAUUAAAGAUAAACAUCCAGCCCUAGCUCUGAAUGUAAAAAUACUCCCCUUCAGGCUUUUAUGAAGUUUUGUGCUAUUCCCCAUGCAUCUUCUUUUGUUUCUUUGGCAAUUUUGUUAAAUAUGAAUUACUUCAUAUUUACACAGAACCACUUUUGGACUUUGCCAUCCUGUUGAAACAACAACAGUAACUGUUUGUGAGUAAGCUGCACCUAAGCACCAAAGGUGUUUAAGAGCCUUUUAUCCUUUUAUUUUUUUUAAACCAACUGAAAAUUGACAGAUGCUUCCCCUUUUGACUUAACACCACUGUGGUUUGUCCACAUUGGGUGCAUCUACAUGUACUCUUUACUGCAGACUUGACUAAUUAGCUCUGCACUAAUGUGUCACCAUCUACACAGCCACCAUUAUGGGGGUGCAGUAAAUGAGCUAGCUCCACUGUAGCUCAGAGAUUAUACUAUUUUACGGUGGAGUACUUAACUCUGCCGAAAUAAAUGUGUAGAUGGUGACAGGGGCCAGCUGGGGCAUGAGGGUGCUAGAGUGAGGGGGGCUGCCUGCUGCCUAGCCCUGCACUUUAGCACUUUUGUGCCUGAGUCAGCCUCUCUGCCAUCCAAUGCCACCACCCAGACCCCGGAGCUGACUCCCUGGGCCCCUCCCCAGAUCAAGCUGCUAUGGUCCUGGGUACACAUGUAGUCACUGUACCCAGGAGCAUCUGGCUCUGGGUACAACUGCACCAGAGUUUAUCACAUCAUCUUCAUACACAUGUAGAUGCAGCCAUUAAGUCUUACCACAUGGGCCACAUGAGUUCUUUCAAGCUCUUCUCAUCAGGUAAGUGGUGAAUGUGGAAGUAUACAAAAAUACCAAAUUUCUUAUUACAAAUGUUCACUUUGGUAAAUAUUCAUGAUUUCAAGCAAAGCCAAACCAAAACCAUGUGAAACCCCAUCCUUGACAAAGGUUCUCUAAGAUAAGCCUUCCAUUUGAAGACCAUCCCUCACAUCCUUAAGAAUUCCAUAUAGUUUUACUUAUGUCAAAAGAAAGACUGGGAGAGGAUCUAACACUCUACCAACACCCACUUAUCACACUAACAAAAUUAAAAAAAAACAACCUGACCUCUCAGACUAGUAAAAAGAUCACCCUUGCCCAUGGUGCAAUCAACAUUUUAUUUUUUGUCAUUCAUGUCCUGCCAGUAUUGUUAUGAAGCUAUAUAUGGAAUGUUGUAUUACUUGGACUCAUGCUUGUUCUUGGAUCUAAUCUUCUAACAGUCUUUGUAAGCCAGAAAGGCUGAGAAUUAUAAUUAGCAGAAUUGAUAUCAAAAUUGUCAUUGAUGUGUCCUGUUUGACUGUUAUGCUUAUGAAAAUAUGGUAUAAAAACUGCAAUACUCAUACCUACUUCUUUUAAUCUAUUGUUAAAGUAAUUAAUAGCUGGCUUUUAAUUUGUACUCUCUUCCAAACACUGUUUUUAGAAAUAAAACAGAAAAAUAAUGUAUAAUCUUAAAGAACACAGUUUAGCAAAGAUGUUUGAUACUAACAUAUAUCCUAAUGUGCUUUUAGCCCAUAUUUUACUCUACAGAAAGAUUUGUAUGUCUUGAAUUCAAAGCAAUAAAAAAAAUUGA
Molecule: messenger RNA, 3483 nt
Organism: Alligator mississippiensis (American alligator)
Lineage: Eukaryota; Metazoa; Chordata; Crocodylia; Alligatoridae
Product: heterochromatin-associated protein MENT
Exons: 8
Coding region: 70-1296 (408 amino acids)
Biological process (GO): negative regulation of endopeptidase activity
Molecular function (GO): serine-type endopeptidase inhibitor activity
Source: RefSeq, a predicted model, not a curated record